AUGGAUGCGAUCCCACCUGAGUACGAUAAGGACACCAAGGAGCGCAUAUACCGCCAAGAAUGGCUCGAGUAUUUUAAUUACAUUGGAUGGGACAGAGCGGUAUCUGAACAUCCAGAGCAGUAUUACUCCAUCUUUCCCGGGGGCCAUCACCACGCAUUACACAACAUGAACAACGGGGGGUCGGUUAUGGGCGAUAUAAUGGGGAAACAAGAGAAUAUUGGUUCUAUAGGCGUGUCAGCUCCUAUUUUAGGUAAUCAGCGGCCAGCCGGUGGUGCAUCAUAUAGAGCUGGCAUCCUUGCACCACCGGUGAUGACGACAGCCUCCGCUGCCGCAAAAAUGUUUCUGGAUGACGGAAGCAGUAGCGGUAGUGAUGGUGACAGUCGGUACUCUUCUCGCUCUUCCUCUUCCUCUAGCGAUGCAUCAUCACUGGACGGGAGCAAGGAACGUGAUGGUGAAGUAAACCGUGGUCAAAGGCGCUAUGAGCGUGCCGCGGAAGCUGGGGCGUCAGAGGCUGACACGAAAAAGAGUGCCUCCAACCGUCGGCGUCAUCGGAGCGGUAGUGGCACCAAGCGCCGCUCUCGGUCCCGUCACAGGCAUCGUGAUAAGUCGAGGCGACGCAGCACCAACAAUGAUAAAAAGUCAGGGCGAAAACGAGAGCGCAGUAAAGACGCGGAGGAAAGUCGGGCACGACGUGACGACAAACCGCCAAGAAACGAACAAAAAACAGGUCGACGCGACGAGCGGCGGGAGCGUGACAACAAGCACCGAUCGAACGACAGGGACGAGCGCCGCCACCACCACCACCGUUCUGACAAGCCUCAUGGAAGUGAACAUGGGCGUAACCGCGAUCGUGAACGUGAUCGGGAACGGGAACGGGACCGGGAUCGUGGCCGUGAGCGUGAGCGGGAGCGUGACCGGGACCGGGACUGGGACCGCCGGAAAGAGAAGGCACCAGCGGGUGGCGGUAGUUCCAAUGGGAGUCGGUCGCACAAGGGACAUUAUAUUCUUCACGAAGGCAAUGAUAAGUUUCGUGGAAGGGGGGAUGGAUCGAUAUCUGCCGGGGGUGAUAGGUAUGAUGACAGAAGGGAAGAUGCUCGCCAGCGAAGGCAACGUGAUGAAGGGCGAUACAGGAGGUAG
This is a messenger RNA of Trypanosoma brucei brucei TREU927, 1137 nucleotides long. Its product is annotated as splicing factor PTSR1 interacting protein. NCBI's taxonomy places the organism in Eukaryota, Euglenozoa, Kinetoplastea, Trypanosomatida, Trypanosomatidae. Bases 1 to 1137 code for a protein of 378 amino acids. The record is from RefSeq and is a predicted model, not a curated record. The transcript has a single exon.